This is a messenger RNA of Lethenteron reissneri (Far Eastern brook lamprey), 1074 nucleotides long. Its product is annotated as thyroxine 5-deiodinase-like. Gene Ontology annotation, biological process: thyroid hormone metabolic process. Lineage: Eukaryota; Metazoa; Chordata; Hyperoartia; Petromyzontiformes; Petromyzontidae. Gene Ontology annotation, molecular function: thyroxine 5'-deiodinase activity. The record is from RefSeq and is a predicted model, not a curated record.
AUGGAACCUCCGCUGCUCAAGCGGCUGGCGCGCUGGCUGUUGGUGGUGCCGCGCUUCCUCGCGUCGGCCCUGGCGCUCUGCCUGCUCGACCUGCCGUGCGUGCGGCGGCGAGCGAUGCGCUCGCUGGCCGAGGAGGCGCGCCGCUCCGGCACGGCCGACACCGACCCGCCGUGGCGUAUCUCCGACUCGGAGCGCACGUUCACGCGGGCCUCGCUCGCCGCCGUGUGGCGCGGCCACGUCCUCGACGCGUUCAAGGAGGCGUGGGCAGGCGGGCUCGCGCCCAACACGCCCGUCGAGCGAUUGGACGGCGGCGGCCCGAGCGACGGCGCAAGUGGCGGCGGCGGGGAUGGCGGCGGCGACGCCGGCAGCACCAGCGCGCGCGUUCUGGACUUUGCGCACGGCUCACGGCCGCUCGUGCUGAGCUUUGGCAGCGGCAGCUGACCGCCGUUCAUGGCGCGGCUGGGCGCGUUCGGGCGGCUGGCGCGGGAGUUCAGGCCCGCCGCCGACUUCCUGCUGGUGUACGUGGAGGAGGCCCACCCGCUCGACGGGUGGAGCACCGGCGACGCCCCGUUCCAGCUGCCGCGCCACCGCAGCCUGCCCGAGCGUCUGGAGGCCGCGCACCGCCUGGCGGGCCUGCUGGGCCCCGCGUGCCCCGUGGUGGCCGACACGAUGCGUAACGAGACGAUGGCGGCGUACGGCACCGCCUUCCUGCGCCUCUACAUCCUGCAGGCCGGCGUCGUCGUUUACAAGGGCCCCAGCGGGCCCGAGGGGUACCGGCUGAGCGAGGUGCAAGCUUGGCUCAGAGACUUUACCGCGCGGCAGCAGCAGCAGCGGCAGCAGCAGCUGUGCUCGUUACUCAGCGUUUAAAAGCGCCGUCAGAGUGCAGGCACCUGCCUUGGGGGUCGGUGUCGAGGUCACAGUUUUGUAAAUCUUGCUCAGCGGUGAAUAUUUUUUCUUCUUUUUUACUAAGAGAAUAAGUGCAGUAAAUACUGUUGUUGCCUUAAGGGGAUCUGUAACAGUUUACAUCGACGUCCACUGCUCUUGGAAAGAGGAAAAACGAAAUUUGCAAUUGGA